Messenger RNA from Haliaeetus leucocephalus (bald eagle), 701 nucleotides. RefSeq names its product ATP synthase, H+ transporting, mitochondrial F1 complex, O subunit (gene ATP5PO). Gene Ontology annotation, molecular function: proton-transporting ATP synthase activity, rotational mechanism. Bases 1 to 639 code for a protein of 212 amino acids. The transcript is spliced from 6 exons. The record is from RefSeq and is a predicted model, not a curated record. Gene Ontology annotation, cellular component: membrane. Lineage: Eukaryota; Metazoa; Chordata; Aves; Accipitriformes; Accipitridae. Gene Ontology annotation, biological process: proton motive force-driven mitochondrial ATP synthesis.
AUGAAGAUCUACAUGUGCGGCGGGCAGCCGCCCGCUCCCCGGCUCGGGGCGGUUCUCAGCGGGCGCCCCCUCUCUCGCCCCCAGCCGCCCAUCCAGGUGUACGGGCUGGAAGGGCGCUACGCCACCGCGCUGUACUCCGCCGCCACCAAGCAGAAGAAGCUGGACCAGGUAGAGAAGGAGCUGGGCCGAGUGUGGACUCUCUUGAAGGACCCUAAGCUAUCCAGUGUUGUUAUGAACCCUCACAUCAAGAGCGCAGUUAAACAAAAAGCUGUGAAUGAUGCCUUAGCAAAAGAGAAGAUGUCCCCUAUUACUGUCAACCUCAUGAAUUUGCUUGCUGAAAACGGUCGCUUGCGUUACACACCAGACAUCGUUACUGCGUUUGGGAAGAUCAUGAGUGCAUACCGUGGAGAAGUGCUGUGCACAGUCACCACUGCACAGCCCUUGGAUGAUGCCAACCUUACUGAGCUAAAAAGUGCUCUCGGUGGAUUCUUGGCUAAGGGAGAGGUCUUGAAGCUGGAGACCAAGACUGAUCCGUCAAUCCUUGGUGGCAUGAUUGUCAAUAUUGGGGAGAAGUACGUGGACAUGUCAACAAGGUCAAAGAUCCAGAAACUCACCAAAAUCAUGAGAGAGACUGUCUAGCAAGCUGUCCUAGUCAUUCACAGUGAAACCUGUCAGAUGGAAACAAUAAAAUUAUUUCUUCU